Molecule: messenger RNA, 973 nt
Organism: Myzus persicae (green peach aphid)
Lineage: Eukaryota; Metazoa; Arthropoda; Insecta; Hemiptera; Aphididae
Exons: 3
Coding region: 222-764 (180 amino acids)
Source: RefSeq, a predicted model, not a curated record
GCACAUAUACACGCAGAUAUUUGCACGCACAUGAAAAAUGGUGGGCCAAACGAAAAAUAACGACAGCGGGGCGGGUAAGGCGAGUAAACCGUGUAUGCUUGCCCACCUAAAUUUGUUUAGAAGAACCCGGUGCGGAAGAAAAAAAUUCGAAACCUCGUCGCGAAAACAUUUAAAAAGCGGGCGCCUUCCAACGUGCAGGGCACAGUGUUGUACUCUUCACGAUGGUUUACAGAGUGAUCGUGUUUUACGUCGCCGUCCAGUCGGUGGUCAUCGCUUCGCCAACCGCAACCAUGUCCCACGGCGAAAACAUCGUUUCCCCGAUCGGGACGUUUUAUCACCCGACCCCGUCUUCCAGGGCCAGGGGCUUUCCGGAAGUGGGAAAGCUGCCCAAGACGUCAACCAUGUACAAGAAGCUUCCAGUCAGUGGACCCGACAGCAAACCGUGGCUCAAACUAACCAAUACAGGUAACAACCAUUUGUCACGCAACGGACGCCUACCCGCUUUAAUGGAUACAUAUCAACCACCCAGGACGCGAUCCAACCACAUGCGCUUGGAGGAAUCACAUAGGUCGGAGGAGGAAAGGGCGGAAAAGGUCAACUCUGACCUAGAGAAGAUGAUACAGUUCAUGACAAUUCUAGGCCAAGUUGAUCGGUAUCUGUCAUCGAGAGCCAAGUCCUUUGUCAGCACACUGGGCCGGGCGAUGGAAAACAAUCCCGACGAUCAUCACCUUUACAACGACAAGGAUAUGUCUUUUGAUUACUGAGCUGCACUCGGUAUUAUUUAAAUAAACGUUUUAAGUUUUUUUAUUAUUAUUUAUUUUAUCCACUAACUUGUUCAUAUUUAUUAAUAUUUAUUUCCAUAAAAACCAUAACAUUUGUUAAGUGCUACCUUUGUAUUUAAAGCAGGACAGAAGUUUUAAAAUAUCAUACUACUAUUAUAUUAGGUUAGUAAAUAUAUUUAUUUAUUUGUUUA